Molecule: messenger RNA, 2445 nt
Organism: Manihot esculenta (cassava)
Lineage: Eukaryota; Viridiplantae; Streptophyta; Magnoliopsida; Malpighiales; Euphorbiaceae
Product: aluminum-activated malate transporter 10
Exons: 6
Coding region: 721-2172 (483 amino acids)
Biological process (GO): malate transport
Cellular component (GO): plant-type vacuole membrane
Source: RefSeq, a predicted model, not a curated record
UUUUCAUAAGGCUUAGUUAAGUAUAAUAAAAAAUAAAUAUCAGUUAUUAAAAUAAUUAGCUGCUACUAAAAAUAACUAAUAUUGCAAAACAAUGCAUUAUAGUCCUUUUUCACUAAAAAUACAAAACUUGUUAUAUAUACAAUUAAUUAAUUGAAUGUUUACCCUAGAAAAACCUGUUUCUUUUAUAAAUAAAAAAUAUAGGUUUAAAUGUUGGAUUGUUGGCAGCCUUAUUUCCUAAUAAUAUUUUUGAAGUAAAAUGAAAAAGGAGGGAUGAUUUUGAUACUUUUCUUUAAAAAUGUAUAAAAAAAAAAGGUACAUAAUGUACGUCUAAGAGAGAGAUAGUGCUGUCCUACAUAAUCCAGACCUUACCUACCAAAAAAAAGGAAUCAAGAAAUCACACUAUGGAAUUCCCUUGCUAUUGGAUCUUUUUUCCCAUUCCUUUUAUAUUAUCUACUUUAUCUCUGUUUUAUUUUUUUGGUUUUUAUUAACAAAGUCAGCAACAGAUACCAGCCUUUAAAUAUGUGCUGCAGCAAUUACUCAUUAGCCAUCAAAUUAUUCCCUUGAUCUGCAUGGCAUGAAGAGGCUUGGCCACUAGCUUUUUCAGGUCAUCUCACUUCUCAUGCUAUAAUCCUUUUUCCCCUUCUCAUAUAUAUAAGCAAUCCUGUUUCUUCAUUGUUAAGACAAAACCCAACAAAUAUAUAACUGUAACUAGCUUGAAUCAUGGCUCAGGAGAAGAAGGCAAGUGGAGUAGAGUGGAGGAUAAAUGUGGAAGAUGGAUCAUCGAAGAUUUUGGUCCAGGAGGCAGGACUUGCCGCUAGAGCCUGGCUUGGUCUAAAAGGUUUGGUCUUGAAAGUUGGGAAAUUUUUGCAGAAAGCAUAUGAUGUUGGGGCUAAUGAUCCAAGAAAAGCGGUUCAUGGUCUAAAAGUAGGGAUGGCGCUCACCGUUGUCUCACUGUUUUACUAUAUGAGGCCUUUAUAUGAAGGGGUUGGAGGAAAUGCUAUGUGGGCUAUUAUGACAGUUGUGGUAGUCUUUGAAAACACUGUGGGUGCAACAAUAUCUAAGAGUUUGAAUAGAGUGUUUGGAACUUGUCUUGCUGCAUUGCUUGCCUUCAGUGUCCAUUGGGUGGCUUGUAAAGCAGGAGAGAAAUUUGAGCCUUGGAUAGUUGGAGCCUCAGUUUUCUUACUAGCUUCUGCAACAACCUUCUCUAGAUUUAUUCCCUCCGUGAAGCAGCUGUUCGAUUAUGGUGCAAUGAUCUUUAUCCUCACUUUCAGCCUGGUUGCUUUCUCGGGUUAUCGUGUCGACGAAUUGUUUGAAUUGGCUCAUCAAAGACUAGCUACCAUCAUUAUCGGCACUUCCUUGUGCAUUCUUGUGAGCAUGCUCAUUUGGCCCAUUUGGGCUGGUCAGGAGCUAUUUGCUUUAAUCAAUGGCAAUAUGGACAAACUUGCCAAUUCCUUAGAGGGUUAUGUAGCCGAGUAUUUCAAUCCUGAUGAUAGUAACAAAAACUUGCUUGCUUACAAAUGUAUUUUGAACUCAAAAGCAAGCGAAGAAUCUAUGGCCAAUUUUGCCAGAUGGGAGCCGGCUCAUGGUUGCUUCAGUUUUAAGCAUCCUUGGAAACAGUACCCAAAAAUUGGUGCAGCCAUGCGCAGCUGUGCUUACUGUAUUGAGGCACUCGGAAGCUGCAUUGAUUCAGAAAAUCAAGCCCCUGAAUUCAUAAAGAAGCAUCUAAGUACUGCUUGCCUGAGAGUGAGCUCGACUUCCUCCAGUGUUAUAAGAGAGCUAGCAGAAAUUAUCAAGUCGAUGAAAAGAUCAUCCAAUGUAGAUUUUUUUAUUGAAGAAAUGAACAUUGCAGUAGAAGAGCUCCAAGAAGCCUUAAAAUCACUUUCUAAGCUUCCCAAUCCGCCUGAAAGCAAGAAUACAGAGACAGCCGCCUCUGUGGCAAUUGAGACGGUCCCUCUAGUGGAAGUUAUGCCAGCGGUAACUUUUGCUUCUUUAAUGAUAGAAAUUUCUGCAAGGAUCAAAGGCAUUGUUAAGGCAGUGAAAGAAUUAGCAAAGGUAGCUGAAUUCAAGGUCGCAGUUGAAAACAAGUGCAAAGAAAAUCAACCCAACAACGGACUGGUAGUGCAAGGUCUGAGAAAAGACGAAGAGGCAAUGAAGGUUCUUCAAAGAGUCUGAGUUUCUCUACAAUGUUUCUUGGUUGAGUAUUAGAAGGACAUCAUAUAUGACUGUAAUGUGCUUGAAAUUUCCAACUUGAUUGGAAAACUGUUUCCAAUCUUAUUAGUUAGAUGUCAGGGCCUUAAUUGAUUGAUUGUACAGCCAUAGUCGAUAGUCCCAGCAGACUUGCAAAUGGCCUGAAAAGAAUAUCGGACAGGUGCUGGAAAUAGUUGUAAACAUUUAUAUAAGAAACUCAUGACUUUGAGGCAUAUUUGAGUUUAAAAAUAAUAUUCA